This is a messenger RNA of Stylophora pistillata, 5283 nucleotides long. RefSeq lists its product as uncharacterized. Gene Ontology annotation, molecular function: G protein-coupled receptor activity. Gene Ontology annotation, cellular component: membrane. Gene Ontology annotation, biological process: cell surface receptor signaling pathway; G protein-coupled receptor signaling pathway. The record is from RefSeq and is a predicted model, not a curated record. Lineage: Eukaryota; Metazoa; Cnidaria; Anthozoa; Scleractinia; Pocilloporidae.
UCCAAUAACGGAAAGUUUGAGCCAAAAACUGUGUUGUCCAACAUUUGUGCCAAAGAGCGAUUACAGCGACCAGUCAGGUUGAAGCAGUCGUUUCUGAUAAAGAUGGCAAGAAGAUCUGUUUUUCAAGCUCUGCUGCUGUCGUUUUUACUGGAACAUGUUAGCUGCCUGAAGUGCUUCUCAAACUACCCUCCAUAUUUCGCCGGUGAUUUCAUGGAAGCCCAGGACUGCCCGGGAGCCACUAUAAGAAAUUCAACCCUUAGCGACCAGAGGCUGGUUUGCUGUAUCUUUGAUACUGCACUUGCCCCAUCAGUCCCAGAAAAUAUCAAUGUGUCUUUGGAAACGUAUCUUAACAUGGUGGGAGACACCGCAAGGACGAGAGCAUUGUUUCCGUUUUACAUGGAAGCGUUGGAUAUUGCUGGGAUAACGAGUAAACAUGAAAUAGCAGCCUUUACUGCUCAAAUCUUGCAUCAAACAUCAGGAAUGUUAUAUUCAGAAGAAAAUUCCGAUGGAAAGAAGUAUAGAGGAAAGGAAAGCUUGGGAAAUACCCAAGCAUCUGAUGCCCGCAAAUACAUAAGUCGAGGAUUCCUUCCUCUAAUUGGAAAAUACAUGUACCAACUUUUGAAAACUUCACUCGAUAUAGAAAUCACACAACAGCCGGAAAUGGUUGCGUUGCCUUCUGUAGGAUUUAAGGUUGCGGCAUGGAUUUGGUUGAAUGGCUAUGGCUCUGCUGAUAACAGCAGCUCGCCCACCGGAAAUUUAAGAAAAUUCUGGAAUGGAACCGAAUACAGCUUUGCAGAGUUAUCCAUGAAAAUUCAGCAAAAUAACAAUAGGAUGGAAAAUCUAUUCUCAUUCUGGAGGCAUGUACUCAAGGUACUUGGUAUUCCAUGUCCGCCGGAAGGGAGCGGACCAAGAUGUUCACUAGACAAUAGAAAUGGCCGGUGCAAAUUAGUAAAAAGCUGUAAGGGUGAAUAUUCUGCAAGUGGUUGUCUUACACCGUCGCCUAUCACGUGUUGUCUGGAUUGUCAAAAUCCGAUCGAUUUGGUAUUUGUAUUGGAUUCUUCUACUAGCGUCCAGCCUACAAAUUUUCAAAUUGGACUCCAGUUCAUCAUAAAGGUCUGUCAGUAUUUCGACAUCUCUUAUCCUCUUGGCACCCGAGUGGCUGUUAUCACAUACAACCAAUUACCAAACAUAACAUUUCACUUAAACACCUUCAUCAGAAAGCAAGACGUCUUAAAUGCAAUAGCAGCAAUACAAUACCAGAGUGGUGGCACACGCACUGACUUAGCGCUCUCAGAAGCCUACACUAACCUGUUUGAAAACCCCGAGAAUGGUGUGAGACCCAAAGAAUUGGGUGUGCCAAGAGUCCUCGUUCUUCUCACUGACGGGAAAACUUCCUCGGGGACUGACAGCAUAAUCCGGCCCUCUAACUUGCUCCGAGAGGAAGGAGUUAACAUCUUUGUGAUAGGGAUUGGCCAAAACAUAAACAAGAAUGAGUUGGACAUUAUUGCCAGUGAUCCAGACUCUGAUCAUGUUGUUCUUCCCGAGUCAUUUGACGAGAUUAACACUUUGGUAGAAAACAUUCAAGAAGCUUCGUGUUAUGAGCCCGCAUUGCUCGAGGAAGGAAGAGAAAUUGGGUCAAGUGUCAACGAAAAUGCAGUAAGAUAUUUCAAAUAUGACUUAUUCAACAAGACGAGAAUAAAAACCGUAUUUUUACAGACAACACUUGGUCAAGCCGAUAUUGCAGUUUCAACAAGCAACAGGAAUCCACGAAACAAUCGCAUUAACCUUGGAUCGUGUGAACCGCAUGAACAAAACAAACUUUCCGCUGGAAGUAGCUUCUGGGAAUUAGAAGAGCUUCAAAAUGACACUUUUUGUAAUGCUACCUCCGACGGAGGCUGUACCAAGCCUCGUUUUGUUUCAAAGGAUGAGUUCAUUGAAGAAGGAAUGGUCAUUUAUGUGAAGAUGUGCUCCAGCAGAUGGUUUUAUGUUUCAUUAGAAGGAAUCAACACGAACAAUGAGUUUAAUUUGACGCUGUUUGAGGAUCUUAUUAGAACAAACAAAAGAUUGAAUAACACAGUAGACACUCCAAGAAGUGAUACUACUUUCCCCAUUCCCAAGAGGGUCUACGCUGGAGCAGUUGCAGCAACCAUAGGAACAGCAGCGACGGUUGCUGCUGUUGUCACAUUGUCUUGCGCUAAGGAAUUUGAAGUCAAAAGUUCAGCAAAAAUUAAAAAGAAAAAGAGGAAAGAAUGCGAGAGCACGACAGACAGCAACUGUAAUUCAACCAUUAAUAAAGGGUUUCAAGAAGAUGAAGAAAUACAGCCAAGCAAUAAAAAUCGCGGUUCCAGUCUUACUCCUUUAAAGGAAAAAGACGGUCUACAAAGUAAUUCCUGUAGAAAAUCCUUAAAGAAAGAAACAGCUAUUGAAGUAACAAAACCAGAGAAUUUGAAACGCAGUAAUUAUCAAAUUAAAGAGCAAGGAAAAAGCUGCGUUGUCGAAAUGCGAGACGAACAGCUGAUACAACAGGAUUCGUCAUGCGUAAACGAGGAUCCGCGCAUGCGUAAAGUCAGUCUGGUUUCUUCCAUGAUUUAUGAUUUACAAAGAGAAGACACAUUUACAGGGAAAACAGUGACAUCAACAUUUCAGAGAAAGGGUGAUUCCCAACGAUGGAAUGAAUCGCGAUUAGAAAGACAAGUUAUAAGUACAAACGUUUCAGUGUCUGUGUUCCAAUCAAAAUGUCAAGAGAGAAAGGUACAAAAUGACCAAGAUAAGGUCAGAAAAAUGGGUUUGGAUACUAUGAAACGAAACUGUGACUUGUUAUUAACAGGCAUAGGCGGUACAGGACAGGCCAAAGCCAAGGGAAAAGAGCUAGUUACAGAAAAACGGUUGAAAGACCAAAGUAAAUAUUCGGAUAAUGCCCUUAAAGUUGAUACCAAUGGACCUAUCGCUGAUGAAGGCUCAAUACAACAUUCCAAAAAGUCAAAACUUAUUCAAGAAACGGACUCAGAGACAAGAACAACCUGUUGUUUUCAGUGGCAACCAUCUAUAUCGCACAACAAAGUUAAGAAGACGUCCACUAAAGCUAAGGCCAAAGAUCUUUCCGAAUUAGAAAAAAACCAAAGACAAGAAACGGCAGAAGAUGAAACUGAAGUACAUGUACGGAACGGCGAGAAAGAGAAAGUCAGUCUCCUGGUCCGGUUAAAAUCGAAACUUACUAAGCGUAAAAUCUUAGCGGUUAUGUGUCCUUGCUUUACUUAUCUCAUACUAAAAGGUGAAACUAAGGAAAAAGUAGCAGUCGACGGAAAGAGGCAAGAUUAUAUUCAUCGCCAAGAAAUGAGGAACGGUCGUUUUGAGCGGGAUAUGCAGAUGAGUCAAACGUUUUGUGUGUUAAUAUCGCAACUUCUGUUUAUGCUUGGAGCAGAUGCAAAGGACUACAAGAUUGCUUGUGCAGUUGUAGCCAUCACCAUGAACUACCUUUCUCUUGUGACUCUUUGUUGGUUAAUUGUUCAGGCUCUCUACCUGUUCAACUUCACAAGGGCACGUGAAAGCGGAGAAAAACAGUACAUGAAAAUUAAACUCUAUUUCGCGGGAGCAUGGGGUUUACCACUAUUUGCUGUAUUUUUCCUUGUUUCGAAGUACGAGACAUACCACAAGCAUCCACAUUGUUGGAUUUCAUUCGCUGAUAUUUCAAGCUGGUCAGUAGCGACGCCCAUGAUUACGUUGGGAAUGGUACAAGUCAUACUAAUCAUUUUAUUGGCCAAGGCUUUAGUCACUUAUCGUAAAUCCGAUUCGACCGUGGAAAAUGAAUACAAGAAAAGCAUCAUCAAGUCUGGAAUUCAAACUGUGGUUUGCAUAACAGUCUCAGUUGUUCUAACUUGGCUUCUGGGUUCAUUGUCUUUGAACAUCGAUCGAGGUGUCUACCACACCUUUUUCUCCAUAUUCAACGCGAUACAGGGUGUUGCUUUCUUCCUGUUUUAUGUUCUCUUAAAUGCAGAGGUUCGCCAACUCAUUCUCUCUGCAUGGGAAUGGAAGAACUCUUCCGUAGUAACACCCUUUGAUGAUCAUGAGGCCAUUGAAAUCGAAGAAGAAAAGGAAAAAGACAAAAAGAAAGGAAAAAACGAACCUGUGGGCAAAGAAAACAAUGCAAAAGACGAAAAACAAACGAAACAGGAGAACAAACCGAAUGAGAUUGGCUUGACCACCAUACAAAAGGUGCCCGAAGCAAAGAAGGCAGCAUCUUCCCUGGCCACCAACACCAAGACCAACAACAAAGGAAAUGCUUCUGGUGCCAAAUCAGAUGUUCAGGGAAAAAUACGAAAAUAUGAGGACCUGACUUGUACCACCUCUGAGAAUGGAUCACCCAGGAAACUGCGCCCUAUAGAGCCAAACAAGAAAACCACCUCUACGAUAAAAGCGGCAGAACAAAAACGAAAGAAAUUCGUUGAAGAUCCAUUGCCUAAACAAAAGAUUGCAGAUGCUCCUACUUCACCAAAUAAUAAAAAGCCUCGUUUACCAGCACUAGGAUCUCAUCCAUUGCGGACACCCGCACCUGCUGGGAAUAAAAAAUGGGGCAAAGUUUGAAAUGAAAGAUGAUCUUCCCAUUGCAGCACUCAGUUUUCCACCACCAAACUCUCGAACCAGGCGAUCGCAACCAGCACGCAGCCCCAUCACGUCUCAGAAAAGUCAAAAACAAGUGGGAAAUAAGAGAACAACAAAAGGCAAAAAAUCCUGUAUAGCACUGAAUUAGACUUCAUACCUUCUAUUGUGAAGGUCGUAAAGGAGGCAAGGAGAAGGAAGUUGCAUGACAACAUGAUUUCGUAAGAAAAGUGAGAUUUCAACCAAUGGUACAAGAGAGCUCUUAAGAAAUCGGGAUUGGGUUCUAAGAGACAGAUCCCAGAGGGAAACAAAUUAGCAAUGAGAAAAAACUUACAAUCGAAAAAAUAAAAAACCAACGGGCUCAUUGGUGGCUGUAUUACAGUAAACGGGAAGUUUCGGGUGGCUAAAGAAAUGUCUCGUGGGAGAGUAUUAAUUGCGGUUUUCACCGAGCUGUGUUUUGGCUGAACCAUGCUGCCUCCUGUAACUUGGCUCGAUUAUGUUUUUCGCUGUAGACGAAAACAGCGCGAAUUCUCCUCGCGUCGUACUUUGACAGAAGUUUGCGGACCAAAGAUCAAAACGACUUUUACCAAUUGUCUGUAAUUAACGAAGAUGUGAACAAAGAAUGGAAACACUGUCAGUAAACAAGGCAUGAUUCCAAAUACGAGCGAAAUAGAAUCUUCGAUCUCA